AUGCUCCGCUUGAAUUCGAAGGAGGUCCGUCAGCUUCUACACAACAAGUUUGUGGUCAUCUUAGGCGACUCAAUCCAGCGAUCUGUCUACAAGGACCUCAUUCAGUUGCUCCAGAGUGACUCCUUACUCACUUCGUCCCAAAUGAAGACUAAGGGCGAAUUCACUUUUGAAAACGACCACCUAAUCGAAGGCGGUGUGCUUGAGGGCCUACACAACGGAAUUCAUUACCGGGAAGUCCGUCAGUAUCGCACCCGUUAUCAUCUCGUCCGCUUCUACUUCCUGACUCGGAUCUACUCGGCAUAUCUGGAAAGCAUCCUCGACGAUUUCCGGGCUGGCCCACCGCCAGAUGUUUUGAUCCUCAAUUCUUGUGUUUGGGAUGUUUCCAGAUACGGCCCGUCUUCCAUGAUGGAAUACCGCAAGAAUCUGGAGAUCACUUUCAACAGAUUGGAUGCUGAACUCUCAUCCUCCUGUUUGGUCAUCUGGAACAUGACCAUGCCUCUUGGACCCAGGAUCAAAGGUGGCUUCCUUAUACCAGAGCUGCAGCACCUGAACCAGACCCUCCGCAAGGACAUCAUUGAAGGCAACUUCUACGGGGCCACGCUGGCUGCCCUCCACCUUUUUGACGUGGUGGACCUCCACUUCCACUUCCGCUUCGACGUGGGGAACCGGGUCAAAGAUGGCAUCCACUGGAACAACGUGGUGCAUCGCAGGAUCACCAACCUUCUCCUGACCCAUCUGGCGGACGCCUGGGGCGUCGUGAUCCCAGAGAAGGAUCCUUGGGAGGGUCAAGUGACAUUUGCUGGACGUUAUGAAGCCGACGGGCAUUAUCCGGAGCACCCCCGUUUCUAUGAUGACUGUUUACUCGUUCCCAAUGGUGGGGGGACACCGACGCCUUUAUCGGGAUUUACCAGCUUUGAGGACUCCCGAGGCUUCUUUUACCCAGACAACGUGUUCAGAGAUGUGGCCCUCGACAACUUUGAUUGCCAUCUGUGGGGGCCCCCAGAUCCCUUCCUGCCUUACCCCUCCCACAACGAAGAAAACAUAUUCCCAAGCUCCAGGUGGCAUCGAAAAAGGAGAACACAUGCGGGCGCUCCCUUUGUCAUGCGCCAAGAGCACUCGUACCGGGGAGAUGUUUCGCCGUACUGGAAACGCAAGCUCCCCUUGAAGCGCCACUGA
This is a messenger RNA of Protobothrops mucrosquamatus (brown spotted pit viper), 1176 nucleotides long. Its product is annotated as PC-esterase domain-containing protein 1A-like. Lineage: Eukaryota; Metazoa; Chordata; Lepidosauria; Squamata; Viperidae. The coding region runs from base 1 to 1176 and encodes 391 amino acids. The record is from RefSeq and is a predicted model, not a curated record. The transcript has 7 exons.